Manacus vitellinus (golden-collared manakin) is the source of this 2233-nucleotide messenger RNA. RefSeq names its product Rho guanine nucleotide exchange factor 37 (gene ARHGEF37). Gene Ontology annotation, molecular function: guanyl-nucleotide exchange factor activity; protein binding. The coding region runs from base 44 to 2104 and encodes 686 amino acids. Gene Ontology annotation, cellular component: cytoplasm. The transcript is spliced from 13 exons. The record is from RefSeq and is a predicted model, not a curated record. NCBI's taxonomy places the organism in Eukaryota, Metazoa, Chordata, Aves, Passeriformes, Pipridae.
GACAUCUGUGUUCCCAAGGCCACAGCCAGAGUGCCCUGCCGAGAUGGCGAGUGCCAGUGGGGCGGAGCCUGAUGCUGAGGAUGCAGAGGAGGCUGAAGAGGCCAUCUACGAGGAGGUGCUGCCCUGUGACAGGAUGGAGCUGAGCCAGCGGCUGGCUGUAGAGGAGCUCAUCACUACCGAGGCCAGCUAUGUCCACAACAUCCAGCUCUGUGUGUCGGACAUCCGGGCACACCUCCAGAAGAAGCAGCUGCCUGAUCUGGACCUGGAAGGGCUCUUCUCUAACACCGACGACAUCCUCCAUGUCUCCAGACGGUUUCUGAAGGGUCUUGAGGCCACGGCCACCCAGGGGCAGGAGCAGCUGCUCUGCAUCAGCACCCUGUUCCAUGAGUUCAAGGAAGAGAUGGAGACUGUCUACAAGAUCUACUGUGCCAGCUACGACCAUGCCCUCCAGCUGGUGGAGAGCUACCGCAAGGACCCCAGGCUGCAGGAGGAGAUCUUGGAGACUCUGAAUGCCACAGUGCCUCACACAGGCGCAUCAGACCUCAGCUUCUUCCUGGUGAUGCCGGUGCAGAGAGUCACCAAGUACCCACUGCUGCUGGAGAAGAUCCUGAAGAACACCCCAGCCAGUUCCAGUGCCCACUCAGCCCUGCAGGCAGCUGCUCGUGCCAUGGCCCAGGUCAAUGCCAACAUCAACGAGUACAAACGGCGCAGGGAAGUAGCAACCAAAUACAACAAGGCCGAGCACCUGACGCUGCGGGAUCGCCUGGCGCGCCUCAACACCCACUCCAUCGCCAAGAAAACCACGCGGCUGAGCCGGCUCCUCAUGCACGAGGCCGGCAUCGUGGCCAAGACAGAGGAUAAGGAGUAUGAUGACCUGGAAGAGAAAUUCCAGUGUGUGGUGUCCAGUGUGGCCACCCUGAAGGAGAACGUAGCAUCCUACCUGGGCCAUUUAGAGGCAUUCCUGUUGCCCACCCCACACCAGCGUGACCUGCAGAUGGAUGAAGGACCUGCCCAGCAGUAUCGGCACUUCGCAGAAUGCCUCCAGUACACUGUCUUCCCAGAGUUUAAGCGACGGCUGGACAGGCUGGUCUGCCAGCCCCUCAGCAGCCUCUCAGACAUGCUGGUGGGGCCACAGCAGCUGGUCAAGAAGCGCCUGGACAAGCUGCUGGACUACGAGGAGAUCCAGGAGCGGAAGAGCGAGAUGGGCAGCGUGACAUAUGACGAGGAGGCAGCCAUGAACACCUACCUCGCCAUCAAUGACCUGCUCAUGGCAGAGCUCCCGCAGUUCAACCAGGUGGCUGUGCAGCUCCUGAGGCAGAUCCUGUGCUCCUUCAGUGCCCUGCAGCGGGACUUGGCUGCCCAGGUCCUGCAACGGGCAGACAAGGAGCUGGAGCAGAUGCCCCAUGGCCACAUGCCUCUGCCCAGUUUCUGGAAGGUGGUGGAAGACACCUUGCAGCAGUCAGGUGCUCAGAUCCGGACCUUCUGCCAGACCUUUGAGACCGUCAUGCCGAGCCCUGUGACACAGCCUCUGAACCCUGCUGAGGAGCGAAAGGUCCUCUCCCUUGUGAGCAAGCACGGCCCAGACAAACUUUACCAAGUGACAAGCAACAUCAGUGGCAGCAAAGACUUGGACCUGACCUUGCUGAGGGGACAGAUUGUAGCUCUUCUGCAAAGUGCCGACACGAAGGGGAACACGAGCAGAUGGCUGGUGGAUGCUGGAGGUCCCCGAGGGUUUGUGCCUGCUGCAAAACUCCAGCCGUAUUCCCCGGUACAAAGCCAGCAACGCGGGAUGGAUUUGCUAACCCCGGAGAGUGGCACAGAGAGAAGGAGACAUUCCUAUGCAUUACCUGAAGCUCCCAAGCCCCAGGUGGCCACCUUCACCCCAACAUUCCAGGUGGUCGCCGGCUUCUCCUUCGCAGCCAGGAGUCCGCAGGAGGUGAAUCUCCAGGCAGGGCAGCCCGUGGUGGUGCUGGAGCCACACGACAAGAAGGGGAGCAAGGAAUGGAGCCUGGUGGAGGUGAACGGCCAGAGGGGCUAUGUGCCCUCCAGCUACCUGGUGACCGUCCCCGUGCAGGAGCCCAUGGGCUGGAGCUUGCCCGUGUGAGCAUGGCCAGCCCACACCCAAGGGCACGGGCUUCAUCAGAUGGGAGCAGUCGGCUUGGUACCGGAGGACUCCUCACGGGAGAUGCUGGAGGGAGGCAGCCCCAGUCUGGGAAGGGUGGGCAGAAUAUGG